CAGGCAAUGCGGAACCGGGGGGAGUGCGCCGCCCUUCUCUGCCGGAGGCUUGUGGCGGAGGGGACGCGGCACGUGCACGAACGCGCCCAGCUUUGCAGCAGCAGCAAAAGCAACACGAUGACCGAGGAGGCGAAGAAGCUGGCCGCCUGGGCUGCGGUGAACAACCACGUGCAGAAUAAUCAAGUCCUUGGAAUUGGAAGUGGGUCUACAAUUGUUCACGCUGUGCAGAAAUUGGCUGAGAGAGUGAAGCAAGAAAAUCUCAACAUAGUCUGUAUACCUUCAUCUUUCCAGGCACGACAGUUGAUUCUGCAGAACGGCCUAACCUUAAGUGACUUGGAUCGACACCCUGAGUUGAAUGUUGCCAUCGAUGGUGCCGAUGAAGUCGACUUGGACCUCAAUCUUAUCAAAGGAGGAGGGGGCUGCCUGACGCAGGAGAAGAUAGUCGCUGGCUAUGCAAAAAGCUUCGUUGUCAUUGCUGAUUAUAGGAAAAAGUCUGAAAGCCUCGGAGAGCAGUGGAAGAAAGGUAUCCCUAUUGAAGUCAUCCCAAUGGCCUAUAUUCCAGUUUCCAGAGCUCUGGCCAAGAGGUUUGGGGGCGUCGCAGAGCUGAGGAUGGCUGUGAAUAAGGCGGGCCCUGUUGUGACUGACAAUGGAAACUUCAUACUGGACUGGAAAUUUGAUAAAGUCCAUAACUGGCGUGAAGCGAAUGUGGCAAUCAAGAUGAUUCCAGGAGUGGUGGAAACGGGCCUGUUUAUCGACAUGGCGGAGCGGGUUUACUUUGGCAUGGAAGAUGGUUCUGUAAGUGUCCGGGAAAAGCCAGUCCACUGACCGCCACCCAGACCCCCCCCCCCAAAUCUACUCUGCCUUCAGCCCAUUGCAUAUAGUUUUAUCACUUUGGUGCCAAUUUGACAUCUUGCCUUAAAGCCUGUCUGUCGGGAUCUUGGUGAACGUAACCAAAGGUCCAGCAGAUCUCACUGAUAAUGGAAGUGAAUGUUGUUUUAAAUUAUAU
Messenger RNA from Lacerta agilis (Sand lizard), 1006 nucleotides. RefSeq names its product ribose 5-phosphate isomerase A (gene RPIA). The coding region runs from base 7 to 825 and encodes 272 amino acids. The transcript has 9 exons. The record is from RefSeq and is a predicted model, not a curated record. Gene Ontology annotation, cellular component: intracellular membrane-bounded organelle. NCBI's taxonomy places the organism in Eukaryota, Metazoa, Chordata, Lepidosauria, Squamata, Lacertidae. Gene Ontology annotation, molecular function: ribose-5-phosphate isomerase activity. Gene Ontology annotation, biological process: pentose-phosphate shunt, non-oxidative branch; D-ribose metabolic process.